AAUUGCCACAUCACGCUUCGAGUUUUAUCCAACCACCGGCGGCCGCCCCCAACAAGCUGAGCUGUUUGGCACAGUAGAUUGGCCCCCACUCUCCUCUCUCUCUCUCUCUCUAAAAAGCCUGACCGUGUAUUUGUUUUUUCGUUUGAACUUUUCUUUCUCUAGCUUCACCUUCCAAUCCAUAUAAAAUCAAAGCACAAGACCAGAGGCCAAAAAUUUUCUGUACUUGGGUUUAUCCUUUUUCCGUAUUUGGGUUUAUCCUCCUCCUCCUCCUCCUCCUCUCAACCCAUACUCAAACCCUUUCCCCUCUCUCUCUCUCUCUCUGUGUCUGUCUCCAGUUAAAUAUCAAUAAAAAAAUGCCUUGGUGGGGAAGAAAAUCUACCAAGAACAAAGAAUUAGUACAAAAUGAUUGGGGUAACCAAAAUUUGAGCAAAUCUUCGAUCAAAAAUGAUAACAAGAGGGCAAAGGACAAGGCCAAUAGCUUUGACGAAGUCUUGGUUUCGAGAAAUUCGCCUCGGAACAGCAGGGAUUUCAGUGGUAGUGGUGGUGGUGGUAGUAGUAGCAGUGGUGGCCUUCCUCUGCCGCGGCCUUCGAUUUCAUCUACCCCAUCUUUGGGGGGGAUUGAUCAUGGCGUUGGGGUUGGGGUUGGGGUUGUUGGGGUUGGAUUCGGAUCUGGGUCUGUUUCGGUGUCCUCGAGUGUGAGCUCAUCUGGGUCUUCUGAUGAUCAGACUCAUCUUGAUCAUGCCCAAUUUAGUAUUUUCAGAGGACAUGGUGAGACCAGGCUCAGCUCAAUGCCAAGAAGCCCUGGUCCAGGGUCAAGAGGGACUACCACCACCACAUCACCUCUUCAUCCACGAUUUAAUGGUACAAGUUUGGAGUCUCCAACUGGAAGGCAGGAAGAGGGGAAGGGUGAAUGCCAUCGGCUGCCUCUUCCACCGGGUUCUCCUACGAGCCCUUCUGCUUUGCCUAACACAAGAACUUGUAUAGUAUCUGAGAACUCUAAUUUGUCAAAAUGGAAGAGAGGAAGGCUUCUAGGAAGAGGCACUUUUGGGCAUGUUUACCUUGGAUUUAACAGUGAGAGCGGGCAACUGUGCGCAAUAAAAGAGGUCAGGGUAAUUGCGGAUGAUCGGACAUCAAAAGAAUGUCUGAAGCAACUGAACCAGGAGAUCACUUUGCUUCGUCAUCUUUCGCAUCCAAACAUUGUUCAAUACUAUGGAAGUGAACUGGGUGAAGAAACUUUGUCUGUUUAUUUGGAAUAUGUCUCUGGUGGUUCCAUCCACAAAUUACUUCAAGAAUAUGGACCCUUUAGGGAGCCUGUUAUCCAAAAUUACACUAGACAGAUUCUCUCUGGGCUUGCUUACUUACAUGGACGGAGUACUGUGCAUAGGGAUAUCAAAGGGGCAAACAUAUUAGUAGAUCCCAUGGGUGAAAUCAAGCUUGCGGACUUUGGCAUGGCCAAACAUAUAACUGCUUGUUCUUCAAUGCUUUCUUUCAAAGGAAGCCCUUUCUGGAUGGCGCCUGAGGUCAUAAUGAAUACAAAUGGGUACAGCCUUCCGGUGGAUAUUUGGAGCUUAGGGUGCACAAUUUUGGAAAUGGCAACAUCAAAACCACCUUGGAGUCGUUAUGAAGGGGUAGCUGCAAUAUUUAAAAUUGGAAACAGCAAGGAUGUUCCAGAAAUUCCUGACCACCUUUCAAAUGAUGCCAAAAAUUUCUUAAAGCUUUGCUUACAACGGGACCCAUCAGCACGCCCUACAGCCUUCCAACUCCUAGAUCACCCUUUUGUUCGAGACCAAGGGACUACAAGAGUUGGCAACAUCAACUUAACCAAGGAAGCCUUUCCUCGCCGUGAUGGAAGUCGCACACCGCAGACAGCAUCAGAGCUACGCUCGAACCGGACAAAUACAAAUGUUUUUGAUGGAGGCCAUUUGACAAAACCAGUGGUCACAACAACCUCAAGAGCUUUGAUGAGUCCGAGGGAUAGUGCAAGAAUGAUCACAUCUUUGCCGGUGUCUCCAUGUUCAAGCCCAUUGCGACAAUCUGGACCAGCAUACAAGAGUUGUUUUCUGUCUCCUCCGCAUCCAUCUUUUUCUUUGGUAGGGCAUAGUGGUUACAAUUUUAAUGACUACUCAUUGUUUCCCACGAGAUCCAACACAAAGUUCUCUCUUGACCCAUGGCGAGAAAUCCCCCAGUUUAAAGCCCAAACGCCCCCCAGUGGAUCCCCAAGAGAAAGACCCAUUUGAUUGGGGAUUAUUAAGAUGAUGGAGGGAAAUCUCUCGUAUGUACCAUCCCAAAAUGCGUUGCAGGAGUUUUGGGUGGGGGGGGGGAGACAAACAUACAUGAAAUGUAAGAGUUUGACAAUUUUCUUUGCUCUCACCAAGAAUAGAAUUUGGUCGGGCUGAAUGGUAAAGAUAGAAAGAAGAGUUGCUAGUUUGUUUAUCCCUUGAGCUUGAUUGGAUGGCAACACAAAGGGAUGAUGAGUUGGGGAGAGGAAUUUAUAUAGGUCAAGUAACUGAGUAAAUUCCUUGACGAUGUUGUAGCAAUCUUUUAUCUGUAUCUUUAUCUCAACUCCUGGCUCCUGAUUGAUGUAAAUGGGAAGGUGGUCAAGAUGAUGAUUAAAUAUAUAUAUAUACUGUUUGUGAAUUGUUUGUUGUUAA
Molecule: messenger RNA, 2651 nt
Organism: Camellia sinensis
Lineage: Eukaryota; Viridiplantae; Streptophyta; Magnoliopsida; Ericales; Theaceae
Gene: MAP3KA
Product: mitogen-activated protein kinase kinase kinase 3
Biological process (GO): MAPK cascade; protein phosphorylation
Cellular component (GO): cytoplasm
Molecular function (GO): ATP binding; MAP kinase kinase kinase activity
Source: RefSeq, a predicted model, not a curated record